AGGCUCAAAAAGAGAUUGAGUCCCUGGUUAACCAGGAGGACCACUUAGUAGAAAGAAGAGCGAGGCUGCAAUUUAAGAGACAGCGUUACCUACAGACACUUUCACUAUUGUGUGAGAAGAGUACAGAGUCCAUCAGGCAGAAGCUUAAUGAAAUUAUUGCUAAACAAAAAUCCCUGGAAGCCCAGUCUAAUGCAAAAGAGAUGAAGUCCCAGCUGAACCAGGCAAUGCCCAAAUCUAAACCCAAACGUAAACUAGCUGAUCUUGGAAGUAAACAGAAAGGUUUAGCAUACCAGAACAAAUUGAAAGAUGUUCCCAAACCUACCUAUUCUCCUUCCAAACCAAUGGACUUGAGUAUUAAAAAACAAAAAAGCCUGGAACAGACUGAAAGUGUUUCCAAAUCCGCACCAGCCUCGCCUGCAAACCUCGAUGCUAGCAAAAACUCUCUUAAAACUCAGGAUAAAGAGAAAGGUAGCACGUCUAAACCUUCUCAGCCAUCCUUUAACUCCAGUCCACAAAAGAAACCUGUCUCUGUCCCAAGUCCUGUAAAACAUUCCCCAAUACCACGUGAGAGAACGCGUCCAAACAUUCUCUCCCGUGCUACAUCCCAGAUGAUACAAGGAUCUCCAGCCAACGAGCCUCUUUUUACUAAUGUGUGUAUACCUCAAGUAUUCCCUCUGAUGAAUACCAUGGUUCCAUGCAACCAAAUCAUAACCAUAAACAACCCACUUCAACCGAUUGGCAUCACCUCUGUAGGGACACAGCAAUCAUCCACACCAGGUGUUGCAUCUGUGUCCAUAGUUCCUGCAGUAUCGCACUCGGUUGGAGUGAAAAAUCCCCUUUCAUUGUUGCAGUCUCAGUUUAUUAAAAUUACAAACAGUCCUGUUAAUAUUAACACACAAGAAUUGUGA
Sinocyclocheilus grahami is the source of this 908-nucleotide messenger RNA. RefSeq lists its product as uncharacterized. The transcript is spliced from 5 exons. NCBI's taxonomy places the organism in Eukaryota, Metazoa, Chordata, Actinopteri, Cypriniformes, Cyprinidae. Bases 201 to 908 code for a protein of 235 amino acids. The record is from RefSeq and is a predicted model, not a curated record.